Messenger RNA from Didymodactylos carnosus, 747 nucleotides. Lineage: Eukaryota; Metazoa; Rotifera; Eurotatoria; Philodinida; Philodinidae. The record is from the annotation of a GenBank genome assembly.
AUGGCAGAUGAUGAGGAGGAAAUAGAUGAAGAAGAGAAUACAAAUAAUCUAGGAUCGUAUGAAGGAGAACGAAAUGAGAAAAAUGAACGGCAUGGAUUUGGCAAAGCGAAACUGCCGAACGGAGAUACCUACGAGGGACAGUAUCAAAAUGGAAAACGCCAUGGUACCGGUACCUAUAGACAUGGGAAAGGUACCUUCAUUUAUCCGGAUGGAUCAAAAUAUGAAGGAGAAUGGAAUGAAAAUGUUCGCGAAGGAUACGGCAAAUAUUCGUAUCCAAAUAAUGAUACCUACGAAGGUGAAUGGAAAAAUCAUCAGAGAUCUGGAAAGGGAACAUACACGUACGCUGCAACAAAAGCUCAAUACACGGGCACAUGGAACAACGGGAAACGUCAAGGAAACGGUGAAAUGACAUUUGGCUCGUAUAAAUUUGUUGGAAAAUUUUAUGAAAACUAUAAUCCAGAUGAUGAUACAGAUGCACCACCUCAAAUACAAUAUCGAUGGAUAGCAAGAGAUGUAACAGCUAUCGAAAAUGAACAAGCAAACAUUGCUGAUGAAGAACAAGCGGAUUUAGAGAGAGUUCAAGAACAAGAUGCUCUUCAAAAACUAGACGUAAUUCCAGAUGUUAACAAUCCUAACACACAUUACAAUGCAGAUGUAGAAUUAUCUGACGGCAAUGAAGACACUGAAGUUGAUCGACAAUUUGCAGAAGAUAACGAUGGCGAACAACAAUAUGGUGAAGAAACAUGA